UCUCAGGGCGUCCUCUCACCCAUCGCACGCGGCGCGCAGCCCACAAGGGAAAAACCCCGAGAGACAAACCCCGGCCUCGGGGGCGGAGGCAGGGUUGGGGAGCGGAACCGAGAGGCCGCAGGGCCCAGCCUGCCACCAGCACUACCCGGCGGAGGCAGGAUGGAGGAUUUGGAUGCUUUGCUGGCAGAGCUGGAGCAGAGCUCCCGGCCGGCCUCCACGGACUACACGCUGCUGGCGCCGAGCUCCGCAGAGCAGGACACAGCCCUGGCUGGGCCCUCGGCCCCCUGCAGCCAAAAGCCACGUGCCUCGGCAGCCCCAAAGGUGCAGCUGCCACCCCGGGCUCAGCCUCCACGCAAGGAUUUGGAGACUGUGUACAGCCCCGUGCUGACCCCACAACCGCUGCCCCCCUCGCCCACACCCACGGCGGCUGCCCGGCAGUUGGAUGAGCUCCUGGCCGACCUGGGCCACAUGCAGAGCAAGCUGGCAGCGACGGGGCAGGGGGCCGGGGUGCCAGCAGGACCCGAGCCCUCCCUGGACCACAUGCUGGGCGGCCUCACGCGGGACCUGCAGGAACUGGGCAUCACGGCCGCCCCCACCGGCAUCUGCGCCUCGUGCUGCAAGCCCAUCGCGGGCAAGGUGCUCACGGCCCUGGGCAAAGCCUGGCACCCCGAGCACUUCACCUGCGCCCGCUGCGGGCAGGAGCUGGGCGGGCAGCCCUUCUUCGAGCGGGGCGGGCAGGCGUACUGCGAGGAGGACUACCACCAGGCUUUCUCCCCGCGCUGCGCCUACUGCGCCGGCCCCAUCCGUGAGAAAGUCCUCACGGCCCUGGACCAGACCUGGCACCCCGAGCACUUCUUCUGCACCCACUGCGGGAAGGUUUUUGGGGACGAUGGUUUCCACGAGCGGAAGGGGAAGCCCUACUGCCGCCAGGACUUCCUGGCCCUCUUCGCCCCCAAGUGCCAGGGCUGUGAGCGGCCCUUGACGGACAACUACCUGUCGGCCCUGCAGGGCGUCUGGCACCCCGAGUGCUUCGUCUGCGCGGAUUGCCUGAGCGGCUUUGCCAGCGGCUCCUUCUUCGAGCUGGAGGGCCGGCCCUACUGCGAGACCCACUUCCACCAGCGGCAGGGCAGCGUGUGCCACGGCUGCGGGCGCCCCGUGACGGGCCGCUGCGUGACGGCCGCCGGGCGCAAGUACCACCCCGAGCACUUCAUCUGCGCCUACUGCCUGGGCCAGCUGCACAAAGGCUCCUUCCGCGAGCGCGGCGACAAGAUGUACUGCCAGGCCUGCCACGACAAGCUCUUCCUCUGAGCCCCGGGUUCCUCUUCCUGGCGUUAGCCCCCCCAUCGGCAUCGGCGUCCCCCCCCGGUGAGCCACAAAUGCCCCAGGAUUGUAACCCACUGACAUCCCUGGCAUCGCCCCCGCUGAGCCAAACACCCCUCAUGUCGUCCCACCCAUCAACAUCCCUGGCAUUACCCCCUCUGUGAAGCAAUAAAACACCUGGUCCUGCUUUUGUUCUGCUUGCUUUGGGGAUGAGAGCGGGCAGGAGGCUGGGAGGAACGCCUCUGUAACUGGGGGCAGCCACAGGUGCUCCCCACUGCAUCCCAGGGCACUGCCCCAGCUGCCCUCCCCCUUGCGACCCAGCUUCCCUUGCAGAGCAGCUCGAGCUGUGCUGUACCAGCCAAAAAAACAACGAGCACAAAGCCACAUCCCACUGCUGCCCAGCCACAGGGCAGGAAGAGCUGCUCUGAGCCGCAGCAACAUCUUCCUGAUGGCAUUACAGCUUCCAUAAACACGGGGUUGAGGCAGAAACUCCUGUCCCAGAAGGGCGGCUCUGCCAACUCACACUCCUUUCUGUGCUUAUCUUCGCACCACACACAAGGACAAAGCAAACUAACAGAGGAGCUCGGUGUUACCUACGAAGGGAUAAGGAACGAUGCUAACAUCUGUUUUUGCAGCCGAGCUUGCUGCAAGCGUGUUUUUUUGUUUAAGGGAUACUCUUGGCACUAGAUAAAAGAGCAAUUUCGAAGUUAUAUUACUUCUGAACUUGUGAAAAGCAAACAAAAACAAACCAGGGCUAGAGCACGGAGGAGGGAAAGGCACAGCAGCAGGAAGCCCUGUGCUCUAAGGACACGGGAGUCCAGCUCCUCCCCUCUGUUGCCGUUUUUCCGUAGAUCUACAAACAGGAGGAAACGUCCCACCAGCCCUGGGGGCAUCCUUCCGAGCAAAUAUCAGUGGUAAGACAGCUGAGCAAGACGCAGCCCAGGAGGUCAGCCUCUAGGGAACAAAAUAAAUAGGUUAUUUGCAAAUAAAUCUAAAAGACAGAAAAAGGGGCAGCCUGGUAGGAAAGAGACGCGCCCACACUUUAAAAACUUUAUUUAUAUAAAAAAAUCAUUUUGUUUGAAAAGCGUUAUAAGAGUGUGCACAGGAAUCAGACAAGGAACAGCAGGGUGCUCCUGCCCCCCCUCCUUCCCCCCCCCGGAGCCAGCUCCCCUGCCCACGGGGAGAGGAGGGAAGGGGGAAGCUGGGCUGCGUACUUGGGUGGGGUUUUUUUGGUUCAUCUGAAAUUACAAAAUUAAAAGGAAUUAGUGUUUUACGUAGUCAAAGGAAAAGAGAAGUUAGACCCCCAAACAGAACCGAAUCAACGUGAGGGGCGGCUGGAGCCAGAGGGGGCUCAGCCCCGGGGCUGGGAGGUGUUUUGGGGCCGGGGGGGAGGCACACCGGGGCCUCCCCCCUUCCAUGGGGGCACUUGGGGUGAGCUGCAGCCCGGCGAGGGCUCCGUGUCCAGUUCGUAGCUGUGCGAGGAGGCUUCCAGUUGCACAGGGAGCCUCAGCCUCCCCACUUCACCCCCACCAUAAACAAAAAAAGAAGAGAAAGUCACAGCAGGGAGCGUGCUCCCCACCACCGGUCAGCAGAGAGGACAAGGCUGCGUGCCCCCAGGACAGCCCGUCCUCCAGGGGACAGGGCACGGAGGAGAGCCCUGCUCCCCCUGGGACUCCCAAAAACUGGGCUUCCAGCAUCGCCCCGGACAGCUGAGGCUCCCAGCAGGAGCUCAAGCCCACCGGUAGCCCAGGAAACACCCCCUCGCCCCAGCCAAGCCGGGCAGUACAAUUCAAAGAGCUAUUUCACAGUGGCAAAAGAAAGGCACAUGUCAAGAGGAGGCUGAGGGGCACUGCCGCAGGUGCCUGGCGUGCAGAGGCUCCUGGCUCUCCCCGCUGCUCGUCCUCUGGCAGCCGGGCUGGCCGGCCCGGCACACAGCACUCCGCUACUUCAGCCAGUUCCCUAAGAAACCUCGCCCCAAAAAGCCCUGCCGCAUCUCCUCCUUCCUUCCUUCCCCCCGGAGGAUCGCCCUCGGGCAGGGGAAGCCCGUCCCGCUCCCUCCACACCAGCCUUCUUCACACCUAAGGGUCCCUCCUGGCACAGGGGGCCCAUCCAGACCCCUCCACGACUCAGACAGAUCCUUCUUCCCACGCCCCCAAAGUCUCCUAUCUAGAACAAAGCGAGAAAAAAAAGUUAUUGCUGUUUCUUCUUCUUCGCCUCACACCCCCGUGACUCCAGCCUCCUUCGGACUCCAGUCCCACCACCAGCGGGGAGGGAAGCUCCAGUUGUCCGCACAGCCCAAGCUGCAGAGCGAUCCCCCCCAAAAUAUAUCCUAUAGGCAACAGAAGGAGGUCGCGAGGCCUCUGUCCCCGUCCCUGCAGUCGACUCCAAACAGAGGGAAGGUGUGGGAGGAGAAGGCAGCUCCUGGUCAAGGCAGAAGGCUGGAGUCUUUGCAGCAUCGGCGCCGGUCGAUCCCGACGGUCAGGCGGGAGGGUUUGGGGUUCGCUCUCCGGAGGAAGGUGGCGGCGAAGGACAAGGAGGAAGAGUUAUCGGUAAAGUCAUCCCAGAAGAGGGAGGUACAGCUGCCGAGAGGAGGCAGAGUGGCCUGGGCUGCCCCUCGCGGGACCGGGCCCAGUCAUUUGGCUGGCUAGUUGGCACAAACAGUCCAGCAAAAAAAAAAAAAAAGGUAAAAAAAAUCAGUCCAAUCCACCACGAAGUUAUAUAUUUA
Messenger RNA from Cygnus olor (mute swan), 4045 nucleotides. RefSeq names its product leupaxin (gene LPXN). Gene Ontology annotation, biological process: cell-cell adhesion; positive regulation of substrate adhesion-dependent cell spreading; cell-cell junction organization. The coding region runs from base 160 to 1308 and encodes 382 amino acids. Gene Ontology annotation, molecular function: muscle alpha-actinin binding; actin binding. Lineage: Eukaryota; Metazoa; Chordata; Aves; Anseriformes; Anatidae. The record is from RefSeq and is a predicted model, not a curated record. The transcript is spliced from 9 exons. Gene Ontology annotation, cellular component: focal adhesion; stress fiber; filamentous actin.